UAUUGGUUAGUGAGCGAUUGGAGGUUGAUUCAAUGGCUGGGAUAGUUUUAAAGCGAUGUGUGAGCUGGACUUUACUGUCAACAUCUGGUGCAAAAAGCAUCAGGAUCAGAGGGACAAACCGGAACUACUGGACAGCUUUAAGAAGGACUGCCACUGUUCUGACUAGCAGAAGAGCUGCAUUUCUCCUGGGGCUCCCGACAUUAUCCUGUCUGACUUACGAAGCUUAUCACAGAGUGCAGAGUUCAGCCGUGGUCCACGCUUUAGAAAAAGUGGAGGUGUUGGAGCAGGCUGACUACCUGUACAGCUGUGCAGAAACAGAAAAGCUGUACCAGCUGCUGCUGCAGUACAAGGACAGUGAUGAUGCGGAGUUCCUGUGGAGGCUGGCCCGGGCAUCUCGUGACCUGUCGCUCCUGCCCAACAUGGAGGCGGAGCGGAAGAAGCAGCUGACGUUUGAAGGCUUCGAGUAUGCAAAGAAGGCACUGGAGAAGGAUGACAAGUGUUUUGCGGCACACAAAUGGUACGCAGUCUGCCUCAGUGAUGUCGGAGAUUACGAGGGAGUCAAGGUGAAAAUUGGAAAUUCAUACAUCAUCAGGGAACAUCUAGAGAGAGCCAUUGAGCUCAAUCCCAAAGAUGCCACUUCGUUACAUAUUUUGGGUUACUGGUGCUUUGCUUUUGCUGAGCUGCCUUGGUAUCAACGCAAGGUGGCUGCAGUCAUUUUUUCAUCACCACCCGUGUCCACAUAUGAGGAGGCUUUGGAAUUUUUCCUGAAAGCUGAAGAAGUUGAUCCGAACUUUUACAGUAAAAACCUGCUAAUGCUCGGAAAGACCUACAUGGGCAUGAAAGACACAGAGAGAGCUCGGCUCUUUCUGACCAAAGCAAAAGACUACCCUGCUCACACACUGGAAGACAAAGAGGUCCAUAAAGAGGCUGUCGACCUGUUGAAGAAACUAGGAUGAAGAUGUUAUUACCACAGAUAUCACAACAUUUAUGACCAAAUGCCUUGAUAUUAAUUUUGUGAUAUUAUGCGGUUUAGAAAGUGGGUGAAGAUAAACAAUAGAACAGCGAUGGCAGUCCACGAAGUUCAUAGAAUUAUAUAACUUUACUCUAAAGCAACCUUAGAAACCAGGAAGACAACACUAAUAUCCAAAAUCUAAGAUGUUAUGUAGUCUUACUUCAUGAUAUGGAUAUAAUAUUCAUAUACUGUACAGCCUUAAUAACAGCUGAGUGGAACAUGAUGCAUUUGGGGACUUUUGGACAGUUAAUUAUUGCUAAUGAAUCUUCAUUUUUAAAUCUGAUUCUCUAAUAAUUAAUAACACAAAACUGUCUAAUCAUUCAGCCUCUAGUUAACUUAAAACUACAUCAUGCAACAUUUCACACUGAGGUAGUAAACAGGAUCUACGUGGGCCCUGCUAAUCUUUUCAAGCCUGAAUUUCUCCUCCACUGGCAUUUCUCUGAUAAUGUUUAAGAUAUUUUCACUUUUAAAAUUCAGAUUUGUGUUCUGAAAAUGGAAGAAAUGCAAUAAAGAGAAAUGCAGGACUGUGAGAAGUAGAUUGACAGAUAUUGUGCUUCUGGGGAAAAGUUGCAGAUUGUUAAUUACAUGCUUAGACGUGCUUUUAAGUAAUGUAAAAAAAAUGAUUCCCAAACUUAAAAUGAAUACCAACAGCUCAAGAAAUAAUAACUGCCUUCUCAUAUCACAGGAUUUUUUUUGUGUGUGUGUGUCUUGUUUUUGUAUAAGCAUUUACUGUGUUUUACGGGAAUGCCGAUUUUUUUCCAGAUCAAAAUAACAAAUAAACCUUGGCCACAAAUACAAUUUAAAUCUUAAAUCUAAUCUUAAAUUUAAUGUUUGCUGUUUUUUCACCAGCACAGGAUAAACUGAGCUGGUUUAAUGAGACAAUAAUAACCUGUUCCACAUGACAAAAGUCCUUUGUUUGCAAGGAGGUGAUUUAAUUUUUUUUUAAAAAGUGUAUUUUGGCCUGCAGCUAUAGGAUGUAAUAUCAAAGUUUGUUGGCAUUACAGUCAUAAACAUACUGACUGAACUAAAAAUAAAGUCAAACCAGCUGUAAAGAUGGUAAGAUACAUUUAUUAAAUAUGGUUCUUUCCACAGGCAAGAUCCAAUCCAAACAAAGACUAAACCAAAAGUUGUUGUAUUUUCUUUUUUUUUAAGAACUGAAAAAAAGUCUUAACAGUUUUGUUGUAAAACCUGAGCAGGAGGCCUCUCGCCCCCCCCGAUAAUCACACAACAAAAGAAAGAAAGCAUGGUCAUGAAGGGGGUUUAUUCACUUAUUUAUUUGUAUCUCAUAAAUCCAUCUCUCUUCAUUAAAAUGGGUGAAAGCAGAUUAAAAAUGAAUCUUCUAUACACAUCGUCUCCAGUAAAGGGGCAUUCUGUACAGUGUAGUUGGUGUUUACAGUGUGUAUCUACACGCGAUAUGUUACAGUUUAGAUGCGUUUCAGACGGCCUAAACCGCAGUCGGCACUCUGAUGAUCUCCCUGCUGCGUGAUCACAAACUGAAAUGAUGCACAGUAUCAUGACUCAGCGUUGAGAGUACACACCUGUCCAGGUGUUACUUCAUCUGAUUGCUGGCUACAGUGAAGGCGACCUGAAACAUCCCAUUCAUUUCUGAUAAGAACAAAGGCAUCACAGAUUUCCAUCAAUGGAGCGGCGGCUCUGUGUAAUUAAUUAUAAUAUUUAAGUACUUUAUUUACUUUCAUUAUCUUUAUACAAUGAAUAUUCACAUACACAGUCGAUUUUCCUUGAUUACAGGUUUCUGUUCAAAAGGAAGCACAGAGUUAUUUUGACUUCUCUUAAGUCGGCUCCUUUUGCUACAGUAAAUGUUUUUCUUCAUAUUGUCGUCCCUCCUCUCAGCAUUUCCACAGGGACAGCUGAAUACAUGUUAUAUACAUGACUGAUAAUUUGAGUAAUCGCAAGCUCCUCCUGGUAAAAGUCUAAAGCAGCUCGCUGCAGUUUGCAGUGGUCUGAAAAACACAAUGCCAGAGAAAACGAGGAGGAUGGCCUGACACUGCUGCGUUCAGACCACCGACUCAAAGAAUAAGCACCAGAGUUUAGAAACGAUGUUAGACAGACGUUUUUGAAAAAACAAAACAAAACAAAGGACGUGUCCCCUGAAGAGCUGAAGGAAAGAAAGGACAAGUGGGGGUGCAAAACAAAAACACACAACAUAUAGCACUGCAAUGCUGCAUCAGCCUGUGGAAGCUUUCCACACAUUAUUUGGUCUGUGGCACUUUAGUGUCUCAUUAACUUAUAAAAUCAUAAAGUUGAAUAAUCAUUAUCUGUAUGAGAAAGGCUUGUUUUUUUCCUGCAACUUCACUGAUGCACUUACACAGCUUUACUAAACUAAGGCUAUCUGAGCUCAGAACAGAAGCUGUGAAUGAGACUGGACAUGAGUUGGAUGAAUUUAAAUGGUAUGAUGUUUGACAGAGGGCUCAGCUCUGUGGCUGGAAGGUCAAUUCAUGUAGCUUAACUGCAGUCACGCUGUCGACUGCACAGCCACAUAACAGAUCCACACUGCAUGAGACAGAAAUGUUACUUUUUAAUAAUACCAUGCAGGUUUAUGACACUGCCAAUACCUUGUAUUUGACCGAUCAGCCCCUCAAAACAUGUUUAACUCUUAUGUUAUUUUACUUGGUUGGUUUCCACAGCCUGCGUGUAAUAUUUUUAUAUGCUUCUAAGUCAGUCAAAACAUGUAAUUUGAUACCUUUUUUUGUCCAUGAACACUGAUCAACAUGUGUGGAGCUCUCAAGAACAUUUGUUGCCAUGAUAAUGACUUUUUGUUCUUUUUUUUGUUUAACACAAUGCCACAAUUUUUUUCCAGCAUUUGCUUCAGUUGCUUAAAAUAAUGGUUGGUAAUAAGUGAGAGGCUGAAAAAAAGUUUCUUUCAGUACAUGUACUCAUGUACAGUUAUAUGAAUGAGGUGUCAUUUGGACUUAGUUACAACACAAAAUGGCCACAUAGAUUUUUUUUAUGAUUAAAAUGUGAGCUUUUUUAAUGUGUCUUGUUACAGUGAUAACGUUUAUGGCUUUAUGCGCAGAAGAGGCAGUCGUCUAUUGUGAUACCUAUAACUGAGGGAUAAUGUGCUCGUUGUGAUAUCAAAAGGGCUUUUUGAAGUGUGUUGCUCUGUGGCUUCACAGAUGCUUUACAGCCCCAGAUCAAAAUUCAAAAGAGGAGAAUCAGCAAGCACACAUGACCCAGCCAGGGUCCGUCAUUUGUCUCUUCUGUUGUGACAUUUUUUCCCGAACAACUCCAUUUUUAAAUGAAAACGGUAAAUGUGUCAUCUUGGUGUGUAUUAUAUUUUGCCAGCUGAAGCAGUGAGUUGCAGUCUUGUUGGUCUGGAACAUUUCCAGUGUCCAUGGCUUCAACUUCACCACUAUGACCCGCAGCUCC
Messenger RNA from Plectropomus leopardus (leopard coralgrouper), 4399 nucleotides. It is a transcript of the gene rmdn1, whose product is annotated as regulator of microtubule dynamics 1. Gene Ontology annotation, cellular component: spindle microtubule; mitotic spindle pole; mitochondrion. Lineage: Eukaryota; Metazoa; Chordata; Actinopteri; Perciformes; Serranidae. Gene Ontology annotation, molecular function: microtubule binding. The record is from RefSeq and is a predicted model, not a curated record.